Belonocnema kinseyi is the source of this 1239-nucleotide messenger RNA. RefSeq lists its product as uncharacterized. Lineage: Eukaryota; Metazoa; Arthropoda; Insecta; Hymenoptera; Cynipidae. The transcript has a single exon. The record is from RefSeq and is a predicted model, not a curated record. The coding region runs from base 1 to 1239 and encodes 412 amino acids.
AUGUCAUUAGAUCCAUCCGAAACAAUUAAAACUCUGGGACUUUUUUGGAACCCACGCAAAGAUUCAAUUUUGUAUACAGUCAACCUGACUGAACCAUCAAAUCGAGUGUCUAAGCGCUCCAUUUUUUCACAAAUCGCUAAACUUUUUGAUCCAUUAGGGUUGUUAGGUCCAGUAAUUGUAACAGCAAAGAUUUUUAUCCAAAGUCUUUGGAAAACUCAGCUUUCAUGGGACGACGAGGUUCCUCCGAAUUUACACAAGACAUCGCUUGAAUAUAGAAAUCAACUGCCUCUUUUAAAUCACAUCCAAUUGAACAGAUGCAUUAGUGUCAAAAAUUGUGUCGAACUUCAAAUUCAUGGCUUUGGUGAUGCCAGCGAAAAGGCAUACGGAGCUUGUUUAUAUCUCCGCUCCACUGAUAAUCAGGGAAAAUAUCACGUGUCGCUGAUUUGUUCAAAAUCUAGAGUCGCGCCAAUGAAACAAAUAACAAUUCCCAAACUAGAAUUAUGCGCCGCUUUUUUGCUAGCAAAUCUUUUUACAAGUACCUGUAAAUCGUUGAAAUUAAAAGUAAAUAAGAUUCAAUUGUGGUCCGAUUCAACCAUUGCACUGCAUUGGAUAAACAGUCCGUCUUACACUUUGAACACAUUUGUGGCCAAUCGCGUUUCAGAAAUUCAGACAUUCACCGAUCCACAUGAUUGGAGACAUGCUCCCACACAUGAGAAUCCAGCAGACCUUAUUUCAAGAGGUCAAUCUCCACAUGAAUUUUUAGUAAACAAAUUUUGGCAACAUGGCCCUCAAUGGCUCUGUCAAGAUUAUGACACUUGGCCUCAAGUGCAGUUUCAUCAAGGCGACGAUCCUGAGAAACGCAAAGAUCCCAAGAUUAUUUCUUGCAAAAUCACAAGCUCUGAUUGGAAUAUUUUAGAAAAAUAUUCAUCCAUCAGAACUCUAAAUAGGGUAUUAGCGUAUUGCCUUCGAUUUAUACGCAAUGCGAAAAAUAAAGAUAAAAUUUCUGGUCCAUUAUCCGAAGCUGAGCUUGAUGCCUCACAUCUUUCGAUUCUGAAACUUACACAGUCGGCGGCAUUUUCAAAAGAAAUACGGUCUCUUUCACAGGGUAAAAACAUUGGUUCAGACAGUAAACUGCUUUCUUUGAACCCCUUUCUGGAUAAAGGAAUUCUCAAGGUAGGUGGUCGUCUCGAAAAUACUAAAAUUCCAGAGAAUCAAAAACAUCUCAUUUUAUUACGAUGA